GCUGACGAGGAACCAGUAGCUCCUCCUGCUGACGAGGAACCAGCAGCUCCUCCUGCUGAAGAAGAGGUGGAGGAACCUGCAGCUGUCCCUGGUGGUGAGGAAGAUACAGCAGAAAGUUCUGGCAGCCCAAAGGAGGAGAAGCCUGCUUCAACUGUUGGAUCUCCAAUCUCUGAGAAGGAAGAGGUUGGUGAGAUUGCUCCUGCUGACGAAGCUACAACAUCUCCAGGUGAAGCAGCUCCAUCGGAAAAGAUGCCAAUCCCUUCUGUGGUGAUUGAGCCUGCCUCCAGUAACGAAGGUGAUGAUGACCGUGAUGCUGACAUAAUCUCUCCCACCACCAUCAGUGACAACGGAGUGACAGCUGAGAACCAGACCAUCAAACACAUGAGUCCAUCUGGUGGAGCGUCUGGGCUCCCUGAUGACUUUCUCUACAAGGUGGAGACGAUGCAUGACUUUGAGGCUGCAAAUUCAGAUGAGCUUGAAUUGAAGAGCGGUGAUGUGGUGUUGGUGGUUCCCACUGCUUCAGUAGAGGAUCAGGAUGCUGGUUGGCUCACAGGGAUCAAAGAAAGUGAUUGGUUAACACGUGGAGCGGGUGCACAAAAAGGACUUUUCCCAGAAAACUUUACCCAGCGUUUGGAGUAAGAAAGGUCUUCAGCUGGUGGAAAAAAAUGAGGAGAUGUUCAAGACUUCAGUGUCCAAGCUGUCCAGUCAGCAUGUAGCUAACCUUUUAAAACACCGUAUAACCUGCUGCAGCUGUCUGCUGGACAACUCAAGGCUUCCUCUGAUAGAUGAAACUAAAACUCAUGGUGAUAAAAAUCUAGUACUAUUCCCAGCAUAACUGAAAAUUAAUAAGCAUGAUGUGAUAGUAAGGUCUACCCUUCUCUGGAAGUGAGAUGUGUUUUUUGUGUUGAAAGAAAAAAAAGAUGUGUGAUUUAUUGGGAAUGUUGCAAUCUCUACAUGUUCACACAUACAAAAGGGAGAAAAAAGUUUUCCGAAGAAAAAAAAAAAAGACAAACGGUACCCUCUUUACACUGAGUGUGUUGUACUGAUUUCAUUGCUCUACUGUGGAAUAUACCAGAAUAUGUAGUGCUGUGACUUAUUUAAAUGUUUUUGAGUGUAUCAUGAAACUCUUGAUUUUGUUGGUUCUUUCAGACUGUUACCCUUGAAUCACUGUUAGUGUAUUUCUGUAAUACCAUGGUUACGUGUGUGGUGAUCUAUUUUUUGGCAGAUGUAGUGAUGAAUCAACUCUUCAAUGAGUGUUGCUGUGUUUUUGCCAAAUGACUACUGACAUUUAUUAUCUGAGCACUGGUAAACAAACUAGUGCACAUCAGCAUGACAAAGUAUUCUAAGAUGCAAAAAAUAAAGAAUCUGCCCUCUAUUGAAAAGAUCAUUGUAUAGUUGUAUAAGUCACAUGUCUUAAGAAAAGUAUAUUUUCAAGAAACGGAGCUAAUCAGAAGACAGUUUCAUCUCAUCAGCUAUUUAUUUAUCAAUCACAGGGAAGGUAUUAACAAAGGCAAUAUGCAAUCUGUGUUGGUUUAUUUCAGGUCUCCGCAUUCCAGCAGUUCUGUAGUUCAAAUAGUGUGAUGUCACUUUCUUUGAUAGUGAAGUUCAACCUCAAUGUAGACCUUUUUGUGAUGUAUAUACCAUAAACAUUUAUGUCAAGAUCAAUAAAUAAGAGUUCAUAAGGUAUAA
Molecule: messenger RNA, 1689 nt
Organism: Dicentrarchus labrax (European seabass)
Lineage: Eukaryota; Metazoa; Chordata; Actinopteri; Moronidae
Product: amphiphysin-like
Exons: 6
Coding region: 250-639 (129 amino acids)
Biological process (GO): synaptic vesicle endocytosis
Cellular component (GO): synaptic vesicle; plasma membrane
Molecular function (GO): phospholipid binding; protein binding
Source: RefSeq, a predicted model, not a curated record